Molecule: messenger RNA, 436 nt
Organism: Babesia bovis T2Bo
Lineage: Eukaryota; Apicomplexa; Aconoidasida; Piroplasmida; Babesiidae
Exons: 3
Coding region: 46-393 (115 amino acids)
Source: RefSeq, a predicted model, not a curated record
GCUUUAAUAACGUACUAUCGUAUCGCUUAGACUUGAUAUUACAAAAUGUCACAGUAUGGUCCUCGUUCGCAGGCUUUGCCAUCAGAUGUCAUAGAGGAGCUGGAACGCAAAUACAAUACCGCAACUCCUGUAAAGGAAGGUGUAGUCAAGAUACCAGCUGCCGACCCAGAUGUUUGCGGUGUUAAAACUGCAGUAGAGUCACCAGCUCCAAGUACUACAGUUAAGAAGGCUGAUGAUGAUGUUAAAACUCCAGAGGAAAAGGCUGCACUUUUGGCAAAAAUAACGGGUAAUCAACCGAACAUAUCACCUGCCUAUCGUCUUCUCGCUGACCCUAAGUUAUGUCUCAAGGGCAAUUCACAACAAGCCGAGUCACUCCAUCGUCAAAACUUGUAACAGUGCGAUUAUACCGCCUUAAGAAUGGAGGCGCAAAGAUCCU